Quercus lobata is the source of this 2822-nucleotide messenger RNA. Its product is annotated as DEAD-box ATP-dependent RNA helicase 37-like. Bases 283 to 2151 code for a protein of 622 amino acids. Lineage: Eukaryota; Viridiplantae; Streptophyta; Magnoliopsida; Fagales; Fagaceae. Gene Ontology annotation, molecular function: RNA helicase activity; nucleic acid binding; ATP binding. The transcript is spliced from 7 exons. The record is from RefSeq and is a predicted model, not a curated record.
UAUAUAUAUAGAGAGAGAAGCGAGCAAAGAGAUAUUUUUGUGCUGUUGCGUAUUAAAAGCGUUCGUGUCUGCAAAAUUUUAGGGUUUUCUGGAUCUUCAUCUUCUUCAACAUCAACAACGAUAACCACAACUUUGUCAUCGUCUUCGAUUCUUAGGGGUAUUUGGAAUUUUACUGAUUGUAAUUCGUGGAGAUAUUGAUUUUCAAGGAAGGGUUUUUGAUUAUUCUGUGAAUUGUUAGGAUUUGGGGUGUUGGGGUUGAGUGGGAAUUGCUGUGAAUUUGUCAUGAGUACGAGAACUUCAUGGGCGGAUUUGGCUGCGAACUCUGCAGCUGAGAAUGUAACUGCUGGGUCUUCCUCUGCUAACAAUGGGCCUGUAGGUACGGCGUCGGCUCCUCCAUCCCGGAGCACCUAUGUCCCUCCACAUCUUCGAAAUCGCCCAGCUGUUUCUGAUGCACCUGCUCCUGCUUAUAGUGGGCCUGUUUCAAAUAAUGAUCGAGCUGGGUAUGGUGGCUCACGGUGGAGUGGUGGUCCUAGAAAUGAUUCUGGUCGAUCUGGGUAUAGUGGUGGUGGUGGCCGUGGUGGAUGGGGGGGUGGCAGAAGUGGUGGUUGGGACCGUGGGAGAGAGAGGGAAGUGAACCCCUUUGCAGAUGAUGAUGUUACUACAGAGGAGGCAUUUAUUGAGCAAGAGAAUAGCGGCAUUAACUUUGAUGCAUAUGAGGAUAUUCCGGUGGAGACAAGUGGUGAUAAUGUGCCACCACCUGUGAAUACAUUUGCGGAGAUUGAUUUGGGUGAUGCCCUGAAUCAGAAUAUUCGGAGGUGCAAGUAUGUGAAGCCAACUCCUGUGCAGCGGCAUGCCAUCCCCAUCUCACUUGGAGGACGGGACUUAAUGGCUUGUGCCCAGACAGGUUCUGGCAAGACAGCUGCAUUCUGUUUCCCAAUUAUCAGUGGAAUUAUGAGGGGUGAGAGUGUACAGAGACCACCCCGCGGGGCACGUACAGUGUACCCGCUUGCUCUUAUUCUCUCUCCAACUAGGGAGCUUUCAAUGCAAAUACACGAGGAAGCUAGGAAAUUUUCAUAUCAGACCGGUGUUAAGGUGGUCGUUGCUUAUGGAGGAGCACCAAUUCACCAACAGCUGCGGGAGCUGGAGAGAGGUGUUGAUAUUCUUGUUGCAACUCCUGGAAGAUUGGUAGAUUUACUGGAGAGGGCUAGAGUUUCAUUACAGAUGAUCAGAUAUUUAGCUCUAGAUGAGGCAGAUCGAAUGCUGGAUAUGGGUUUUGAACCUCAAAUAAGGAAAAUUGUGGAACAAAUGGACAUGCCUCCACCUGGUGAAAGGCAGACCAUGCUGUUCAGUGCCACUUUCCCAAAAGAGAUACAGAGAUUGGCCUCUGAUUUUCUUGCAAAUUACAUAUUUUUGGCUGUUGGAAGAGUGGGCUCGAGUACUGAUUUGAUUGUUCAAAGAGUUGAAUUUGUUCAUGAAUCUGACAAAAGAAGUCACCUCAUGGACCUUCUUCAUGCACAGAGGGCGAAUGGUACACAGGGAAAGCAAGCUCUGACAUUAGUAUUUGUGGAGACUAAGAAGGGAGCUGAUUCACUGGAACAUUGGCUGUGUAUGAAUGGUUUUCCUGCAACUACUAUUCAUGGUGAUAGAACACAACAGGAAAGGGAACAGGCAUUGAGGUCGUUUAAAAGUGGGAACACCCCAAUUUUGGUUGCAACUGAUGUGGCCGCACGUGGUCUUGAUAUUCCCCAUGUUGCCCAUGUAGUCAACUUUGAUCUACCAAACGACAUUGAUGAUUAUGUCCACCGGAUUGGUCGGACAGGGCGAGCUGGGAAAACGGGAUUAGCUACUGCCUUCUUCAAUGAGAACAAUUCAUCGAUGGCACGGUCUUUAUCUGAGCUAAUGCAAGAAUCAAAUCAAGAAGUGCCUGCUUGGCUGUCACGGUAUGCAGCUCGAUCUUCCUUUGGUGGAGGGAGGAACCGUCGUUCUGGUGGUAGAUUUGGUGGACGUGAUUUUAGGAGGGAAGGCUCUUUCAAUAGGGGUGGUUCUGAUUAUUAUAGUGGAGGCAACAGCAGUGGUGGAUAUGGAGCUUCAUCUGGUGGGUAUGGCGGAGGAUAUGGAGCAUCUUCUGGGGUGACCAGCGCUUGGGACUAACUUUUGACUUCUGAAGCAGUAAUGGUCUCUAGGUAAUAUGGUUGUGAACUUAUACCUUCUUCUAUAGGGUCAUUUUUGGUUUCCGUGACAUCUUUUUUGUUAGUGUUUUAAGCUUUUGUUGUUCUAUACUGUUAGAAGUGCUUAUGACUUAUGAGGGAGGUGAUGAUGUUUGCUUGGUAUUGGUGCGCCACAGGAAUUUAUGUAAGUUUGUAGGUGUUGGAGAGAAAGUACUAACCCAUUAGGGAUUUCUUUGCCCUUUUUUAAAAAUUUUAUCUGUCCUCUUUUCUCUUUGGUGGUAAUUUUGGUGGGUUAUGGGUUGUAGAAUAUGUAGUGGGAGAGGGUGAAGGUUUCUUUUUGACCGCUUCUUUGUUUUUCUCAUAGGCAUGUUCUUUUCAACCCAAAUUAUGUUGGGGUAAUAUUCUUGAGGCUCUGGUCCUGGUAUUUUUCUUCUUCCCUUUGUCAAGUAUUUCUAAGGCUUUUGUAAUAUUUUGGUUUUGACUGAAAUAAUACAAAGUUCUUGUUAAGCGAAUGCGUCACUCGAGUAAAUUACCUGGGGCAUGUAUUCAUGCAAUUUGUUGUCUUAGGAAUGAUGGAAGUUAAAGUUUGUUCAAUGUUAAGAGAAACAUUGUAUGAGAUUGCAUCUUUAUAUGAUAGUUAUGCUUUUUCACUUA